AUGGCGCCUAAUACUAAUAAUCCUCCUAAUAAGCCUCCUCCAAAGUCAAAAGCGAAUAAUACUACUAAUAAUAAUAACGCUUUGUACAAACAAAAGAAAGGGAGAAUAGCCAAAGCCUUUCCGAAAUCGUACAAGAAUAAAGCGAAGAGUUACGAGUUUAUGAUGAUGCAUCGAGAACAACAACAACAACAACAACAAAGGAUGAACGAUACGGAUGACGAUAAAAACGAUGAUGAAGACGUCGCAAAAGAACAAGAUUUGAUGAUGAAAACGAGCGACGACGAGAAAAAGAAGAAGGACGAUGAUGAUGAUGAAAAUGACGAGAAACAUUACGUCUUGGAUUUAGGAGAGAUGCAAAGACGCCUCGCGAGCGAAAGGAAUACGACGAAUACGAGAAGAAGUAAUAAUACUAAUAAUACUAAUAAAAGAGUAGGCUACCAAUCCGCGAAAGGAAAACGAGGCGGCGGGAGAACAAUAAACCAGAACGCAAACUUGGCGGAUUUAGAUUUAGCGGACGAGGAGACGGUGCGCAACGCGUUGUCUUCCUUGCCGGUGUCGCAUUACGAGGAGAGAAAGAGGAAAGCGGAGAGUUUGGAAAUGAGGUACCCGGAAUGGUUUAGGUAUUUGACGCACGAUUUUUCGGUUUUAUUAUAUGGGUUCGGGUCGAAGAAGCAAGUUUUAGAGGAUUUCGCGAGGAGGUAUCUUCUGGACGGGGCGGUGGUGGUUGUCAACGGGUAUCAGCAAAGAGUCUCGGCGCUGGCGAUUUUGAACCAGUGCGCGUUUGCGUUGUCGGACGAAUCCGAGAAUUUGAUGCAUCAUUCUUCCAAUAAUAAUAACGGUGGGAGUAGUAAUAAUGGUUUCGCUGAUGUCGCGAAUAACGCGCAGGCUUUAUUGAGACGAAUUGCAGAGUUGACGACGGAUCAUUCCGGAGGAGGAGGAGAAAAAACAAACGAAAACGGCGAUGCGAUGAUGAUGCAUAACAUCACGAACAACACAACGACGACGACGACAACCGGAGGAACGGCGGCGACAAAGAACACGAGAGGUAGCAGACGAGACGGAGGCAAUGGUAAUAACUCCGCUGCUGCUCUCGCGUCGUUGCGUGAUGCGAACGUCAACGCGUCGUACGAAAGAGACAAAAAUCAUUACCAAUCGACGGCGUCUUUCAACGACGGCGGCUCCGCGUCUCGGUUGUAUCUCGUCGUGCAUAACAUCGACGGCGUUGCUAUGCGCAACGCGGAAACGCAAUCGAUUUUAGGCGAGCUGUCUUCGUUCCCUCGAGUGCACUUAAUCGCCUCGGUCGAUCACGUCAACGCUCCUUUGUUAUGGUCCAAACGAGAAGCCGCAAAGUUCAACUGGAUUUACCAAAAAGCAGUCACCUUCGCGCCGUACGCCAAGGAAACCGCCAACGAUCCGCAACUCUUGGCGAGCAAAGGUGAGGAACGACACGUCCGAGGUGCCGCGAACGUUCUAAAAUCCUUAACGAGGAACGCGCGAAUCAUCUACCGCAUCAUCGCCGAAGCUCAAAUCUCAGAAAACGGUCAAGGACUCACCUUCCCGCAACUCUUCCAACUUUCGCGAGAGAGUUUCCUCGUCACCGCCGAGCUCGCCUUGCGCGGCGUCCUCACCGAGUUCACCGAUCACGAGUUGAUCAAGAUUAAGAAAGUUUCCGACAACGAGGAUUUAAUCACCGUCCCGCUGGACAACAACGCGUUAGAGCAGCUCGUCGAAGACGAGUGCGAGGAGAUUCACAAUUUCUUUUAG
This is a messenger RNA of Bathycoccus prasinos, 1764 nucleotides long. Its product is annotated as origin recognition complex subunit 2. Gene Ontology annotation, molecular function: DNA replication origin binding. The transcript has a single exon. NCBI's taxonomy places the organism in Eukaryota, Viridiplantae, Chlorophyta, Mamiellophyceae, Mamiellales, Bathycoccaceae. Gene Ontology annotation, biological process: DNA replication. The coding region runs from base 1 to 1764 and encodes 587 amino acids. The record is from RefSeq and is a predicted model, not a curated record. Gene Ontology annotation, cellular component: nuclear origin of replication recognition complex; nucleus.